AUGGUUGAGCUGAGCGGAAGUGGCCAGCCUGGCAUUAUGCAGGUUGGACAGAUAAAUACAAGUGGAAUGUCAAGCUUAACAUCAGCACCAACAUUGUCCUCGUCGUCAUCGUCAACAGCCGCUUCCUCAUCAACAUCCGGACGCGCUGGCGUACUUGAGACUCAAGUGCGCGGUCAAUGGUAUCGUGUCUUCGUAUCCCUUGAGGAUGACUAUCUCAGUAUAUCAUUGGACGAGAGUUGUGAGAAUAUACUUACUGGAAAUGGUGGACCCCUCAAUGGUAACAUCAACAACAACAACAUUGACAGUCUCAACGAUCCCGAUGUGCCAGACUCAGUGGCCAAUCAAAAGCGCAUUGUCAGAGUCGUCAAGAGUGAUAACAAUGGGCUUGGUAUAUCGAUAAAAGGUGGUAAGGAGAAUAAAAUGCCUAUUCUCAUAUCCAAGAUAUUCAAGGGCAUGGCAGCUGAUGCCACUGAACAACUUUACGUUGGUGAUGCAAUUCUCGCUGUCAACGGUGAAGAUCUUCGCGAAGCAACUCACGACGAGGCUGUUAAGGCACUUAAACGGGCAGGCAAGGUCGUCGAACUCGAAGUUAAAUAUCUGAGGGAAGUGACGCCCUACUUCAGGAAGGCGUCAAUCAUCCAAGAGGUCGGCUGGGAGCUCCAGAGAGGUUUUUUAAGUGCGACACCACCCCCACCAAAGUCACCCCCGAGAGCGGACACUCGUUAUCUACCCCUUCAGCUAUGUAGACUCACGAGAGCCCACCCGUCCUCGGAUCCUGAGGGGAGAAUUUUAGAGCUUCAUUCACCCGAUGGCGUCCACGAGUGCUGGCUAAGAGCAUCUGACAAUGCUGAAGCGAAUGUGUGGUUCAAUGCACUUCACUCAGCACUAGCGGCUCUCACCCUCAAAGCCCUGAGGCUUGCAUCUGCACUACCAGAUCCUCCCCAGCUUCAACACAUUGGAUGGCUCGCCAGGCGACACUGUGUUCAGAACGGUCGUGCCAGCAGUGAGAGCAGUGAAGACGGUGCGGGGAGUAGUGCGAGUAUGUCAAGAGGAGCUGGCAGUAGUUACGGAUGUGCUGGUGGCUGGCGCAGUGUCUUUGGUGCCGUUUCUGGACGUGAAUUGAGGCUGUACGAGUGUGCACCGUGGAGCCCAGAGGCAUGGGCGUCACCAAGUAUCACGUGUCCACUCAUCGCAACCAGACUGGUUUCAUCGCCAACGAGAAACAGCGAAGCGUCGAGCAGCAAUUCGACGAUGCAUGGGGCGACAUUUGCCGUUCGCGUUGGCACUAUAGACGGUGUUAUUACGCAUCACCUCAGGGCAGAGACGCGCAGAGAUUUAGCUGCCUGGGCGAGGGCAAUAGUUCAGGGAUGUCACACAGCCGCACAAUCGAUGCGUGAAUACACAGUUCGAUGCCUGUGGCAGAGUCGGCCCUGUCAGCUCAUCGUCAAUCAUGAGGAGGGCUUCAUGCUUUAUGCAGCAAACACCAGAGGCGUUAAUGGGGUCAGUCCAGGAUCGCCACCAGCACCGUUGUGGAAGAGGUCGUUCGAUAAGCUCAGAAUGUCCGCCGAUGACGGCGCACGACUACUCUGGCUGGACUUCGGCGGCGACGAUGGGGAGAUCGAACUCGAUCUUGAGAGCUGUCCAAAGCCAAUUGUCUUUGUGCUUCACAAUUUUCUCUCAGCGAAGAUUCACCGAUUGGGCUUGACCGCAUAGGGGUACGAGGGGGCUUCGACAGAGGCCCCCGAUCUGCCUCCCCACACCACUCGCUCCGUAACCAGUGUCUUUCUCCACUAGAAACACUUGAGUUCAAUGAGUGGGUGGCCUCUUCAAUCAUUCUUAGUUGACUCUACCGAGGAUCAAGAGGAUUGCAUCCUGCGAUGGGGUAUGGUUUGUCACAUUCCAGAGGAUCACAAAAUAACAAAUGUCACUGAUGACUGGAGAAAAUCUCAAAUCCAGUAGAAAAACUAGUGUCUAAAAUCAAUCGUUCGUCUCUUACUUAAGACGUUUGUGUCCCCAACACUGAGUCAUUCCUAGUGAUUCAAAUUGAGACAUUACUCUUCAAUCAGAAAACUUGUAGCUUGAGAAAUUUUAACAGCAAAAUCUCUUACACUGAGAGAGCAAACCGAGUCAACUAGGUUUUUUAUGAGAUUAUUUUGGAUUUGAGACUACAAAAAUAUUGAAUAAACUGAUUCAUCCAGAAAUUACUUCCUUGUCGUAAACGAGUUCUUCUCAUCUUUAGGACGAGCACGAAAUCUCUUGAAAGUUUUUAUCUCAGCGUAGCAAAUUUCGCGUUUGAAAUUUGCAAGCUACACUGCUAGAUUUUUCUUGAAAUUUCGGUCACAGCAUCAUCUGAAUUUCCGAUGU
Diachasma alloeum is the source of this 2364-nucleotide messenger RNA. It is a transcript of the gene Syn1, whose product is annotated as beta-1-syntrophin. Bases 1 to 1713 code for a protein of 570 amino acids. Gene Ontology annotation, cellular component: dystrophin-associated glycoprotein complex; intracellular anatomical structure. The transcript has 7 exons. Gene Ontology annotation, molecular function: structural molecule activity; protein binding. NCBI's taxonomy places the organism in Eukaryota, Metazoa, Arthropoda, Insecta, Hymenoptera, Braconidae. The record is from RefSeq and is a predicted model, not a curated record.